CGCGGACGCCCCGCUCGACCCCGCGACCCUCCGCCGCCCGACGUCUGGCCGUGCAGGCCGGGAGGGGACGGGUAGGAGGUGGCGGGUGGCCUCGGGCGCGGCGCUGCCUUCGAUGGCCCAACCUCCCUAUUCACGAGCCGCGGCCGUGACUCUGCCCCGUGACGUGGGGAGGCCGAACUUUACGUAACCCGCCCGGCGCCCCACGCGUGCCGGCACAGGGCAUAUCUGGGGCCCGGAGGCCCAGGCUUGGGGAAGGGGCUCCGGUCACGGUGUUGCCCACGGGCCACAGCCUACCCGCACCGUGCCGCUCUCUUUAACUCAGUUACUGCCAGUGAUAGUGACCCAGUCAGUGUGUGUGGACGCGGCCUGCCUUCUGUCCCAGGCCCCUUGUGACCAAGGGCUUACCCUUGAAAGAAGAUGAAGCUGAGGCUCGGCCAGGGACAGUGAUAUACCCACAUCCCCAGAACUAGGUGAUCGCGGUGCAGGAACCAGGCGUGCCUUCGCGGGAUCCAUGCCUUGACGCCGGGGAGCGCCCCGCCGCCAGCAUGCCGUGGGACGCGCGGCGGCCUGGGGGUGGCGCGGACGGCGGGCCCGAGGGUUCGGGCGCGGCGCGCUCGCGAGCGCAGAAGCAGUGCCGCAAGUCGUCGUUCGCCUUCUACCAGGCAGUGCGCGACCUGCUACCCGUGUGGCUGCUGGAGGAUAUGCGCGCCAGCGAGGCCUUCCACUGGGACGAGCGCGGGCGCGCCGCCGCCUACUCGCCCUCUGAGGCGCUGCUCUACGCGCUCGUGCACGACCACCAAGCGUACGCGCAUUACCUGCUGGCCACGUUCCCGCGGCGCGCGCUCGCACCGCCGAGCGCCGGCUUCCGCUGCUGCGCGGCUCCCGGGCCGCACGUGGCGCUGGCAGUGCGCUACAACCGCGUGGGCAUUCUGCGACGCAUCCUGCGCACCUUGCGCGACUUCCCGGCCGAGGAGCGGGCGCGCGUGCUGGACCGGCGUGGCUGCAGCCGCGUGGAGGGCGGUGGCACGUCGCUGCACGUGGCCUGUGAGCUGGCGCGCCCCGAGUGCCUCUUCCUGCUGCUGGGCCACGGCGCCUCGCCCGGUUUGCGCGACGGCGGCGGCCUCACGCCUCUCGAGCUGCUGCUGCGCCAGCUGGGCCGCGACGCCGGGGCCACUCCCUCCGCCGCCGGAGCCCCCGCCUCAGCUCCAGGAGAGCCGCGCCAGCGCCGCCUGCUGCUGCUGGACCUCCUGGCGCUGUACACCCCCGUGGGUGCCGCCGGCUCGGCCCGCCAGGAGCUGCUGGGCGACCGGCCGCGCUGGCAGCGGCUGUUGGGUGAGGACAAGUUCCAGUGGCUGGCGGGCCUGGCGCCGCCCUCGCUCUUCGCGCGCGCCAUGCAGGUGCUGGUCACCGCCAUCUCUCCAGGCCGCUUCCCUGAGGCCCUGGACGAGCUGCCGCUGCCCCCAUUCCUGCAGCCGUUGGACCUCACUGGCAAAGGCUAGGCCCGGAGCACCCUAGGCGCUGGAUUUUGGGACAAAACUAUUUUUCAGAGCGUUGUACCGGCACUUUAUAUAUAUUGAUCUCUGUACAGCACAA
Messenger RNA from Symphalangus syndactylus (siamang), 1593 nucleotides. It is a transcript of the gene ANKRD9, whose product is annotated as ankyrin repeat domain 9. The record is from RefSeq and is a predicted model, not a curated record. Lineage: Eukaryota; Metazoa; Chordata; Mammalia; Primates; Hylobatidae. Gene Ontology annotation, molecular function: protein binding.